Messenger RNA from Thyridium curvatum, 2034 nucleotides. RefSeq lists its product as uncharacterized. Gene Ontology annotation, biological process: intracellular signal transduction. The record is from RefSeq and is a predicted model, not a curated record. Lineage: Eukaryota; Fungi; Ascomycota; Sordariomycetes; Thyridiales; Thyridiaceae. Bases 1 to 2034 code for a protein of 677 amino acids. The transcript has 3 exons.
AUGGCCGCAGUCUCACAGUCUACCCGUUCGACGCCCAUUCACGCACCACCACUGUCCAACGCAAACACCACCUACUCCACGCAGGACGGCGCUCAUACAUCUCGACGAUCUGUUUCUGUCGCAGAGCUUCCCCAGGACCGCAGCACCACCCAAGCCUCGGCCAAUCUGAGGGAUCAACAUCACCACCACCCCACCCCCUCCACCAGCUCGCUGAGCAAGACUCAGAAGCCCGGUGGCAUUUUCGCAUUUGCAGCAGCGGCCUUGGACAAGACUCAGAGCGCCUUCACCGGCACCUCAGAUCCCAGAAUUCGACCUCGCCAGUCGCUGAGCCGUCUUUCAAUCGGCCCAAACUCUUUGAGCACCCAGAAUUCGUUUUCGAAUCUGUCGUCCAACUCCACCACUCCCAUCAGUCCGCAGUUUCCAUCUUCCCGCACUCCUCCCUCACAACCGUACACAGAUACGGACCCCAACCGACCACCUCCGGUCCUGCUCCCGCGCCUAGACAACAAGAUGCACCAAACCUCGUCGAGGUUGCUCCGCAUGACGGAUGACGAUAGGCCUUUCACUAAGGAUUUCAAAGACCUCUUCUCCACACUGAUUGUCAGUCUGCUGCCCUUGUCCGCGCAUCGUGUGCGCUUGACAAAGGUCGAGCACACAUUCCUCUCCGAAGAUGCCAUCAACAACCUCGGAUCUUUGAAGUUUUCACAGUCCAAUCGCAUGCCGGAUCCGAAAGACCCGUCGCGAAUCGUGACGACGACCACCACGACCACCUUUUCCAUGGCGAAGGACAUGGCCCGCUCCAUCUGUCAGCGGUUCCUGGAGGCCCGGUUUAUCGAGUCUGCAGAUGGCAAAUAUCAGCAGGUCUAUACGAUGAAGGGAUCGGUCUGGCAGAUUACUCCCAAGGGAAUCUGCAUCCUGGACCGCUUCUGCUCAAGAAACGGCAUUCAGCAGAAGCAAGUCGCGGAGCUCAUCGGCCCGGCGAUAUGUCAACUUGUGAUCCUGGAGCGGGAUAGCCAGACGGACAAGCUUGUUAGCGAUCGAUCCUCGAUCGAGGUCAUCUUCAGGAGAUUCAUCGGCGUCAACGGCCUCAACGUCAAGUCGAGCGUCAGCUCGGCGGACUCGGAGUCGCUCAACGACUACCGGGACGGCUUGACCGGCGUCAAGAUGGCAAGCGAGCGCAAGGUCGGAGGCAAGACGUACAAGGACACUUUCACGGGCAAGGCCACCACCGACUGGCUCAUGGACUGCUGCACGACGGUUGACAGGAGGGAGACGGUCGAGAUGGCCUCGCUCUUUGUCGAAUAUGAGCUGAUGGAAGCCGUCGCGCAAGACCGCACCUACAUGGCGACGUACCCUGGAAGCACCCUUUUCCAGCCCACCAAGAAUGCCAUUUACCAGAUCUCGGCCAAGGGCAAGGAGCUGAUCAAUGGAACAUCUACGAGGGGUCGCACGUCGGAGAGCGAGGGCGUCCAGGCUUCCCGGCCCGGCAUUGCUCGGGAUUCCAACACUCAGCGGCUGGACAAGAUCCUGAAUGACGCCGCGCUUCGCCUGCUCUUCCGCGAGAACCUCCGAGACACCCACUGCGAGGAGAACCUGUCGUUCUACUUGGAGGUUGACGACUUUGUGAGGAGCUGCCGUGUAGCUAUCCGAGCAGCACAGAAGAACGCGACUGCAACCUCGAUGGACGGUGUCAAGGAGAUUAUGGCGCAGGCAUAUGGCAUAUACAAUGCCUUCUUGGCCCCCGGAUCGCCUUGCGAGCUCAAUAUCGACCAUCAGCUCCGGAACAACCUUGCUACGCGGAUGACCAAGGCUGUCGGCCAAGACGUGGCCAUGAUCGAUACCCUGCACGAGGUGACGGCCCUCUUUGAGGAUGCGCAGAAUGCUGUCUUCAAGCUGAUGGCGAGCGAUUCGGUGCCCAAAUUCCUUAAGAGCCCCAAGUAUGAGCAGACGCUCAAGAACUACGACUUUGACUCCAUGUCGGGCAGUCAGACACGCCUACCGGAGCGCAGCCAGAGCAGAUCUAACCGCAAGUGA